Messenger RNA from Monopterus albus (swamp eel), 1200 nucleotides. RefSeq lists its product as uncharacterized. Bases 177 to 1094 code for a protein of 305 amino acids. The record is from RefSeq and is a predicted model, not a curated record. The transcript is spliced from 3 exons. NCBI's taxonomy places the organism in Eukaryota, Metazoa, Chordata, Actinopteri, Synbranchiformes, Synbranchidae.
GGCACGAACAAAAAAGGGGCAGGGACUGAAGAGAGGGUCAGGAUUCAAAUUCUAAGUGGUAAGAUGUCCCCAUUGUUAGUGGGGUAUAUAGCAGGCCGAGUUUGGAGAGUUGGCACCACAGAGAAGCUGCUUACUCACCACUGAAGACACAGAGUUAAGAAUAUAGAAAUAUUACCAUGGUCGCCUCUCACUGCGUUUGGAUCGCUCCAUUUUUUCUCUCGAUGAUGACAGUUGACACUGGAGUAUUUGGUCGCGCGGUGAACACGCAAGGAGUUCCAUCACAUUCGCCGAAAACUGCUGAUGAAUCCCUCGGAUUAACUUUACGCACAGACGCGUUGAGGCGAUGGAGACGCGGGAUGGCGGAGAAGCACCGGGAGCGGUGCGCAGAGCUGGCGGCACCUUUGCUUGAAAACGCGCAACAAGUUCCUGAGGAUAAUGCAACAGUGUUGCAUCUCCGUGUUCGACCCUUUUCCCCAAGAGCUUCACAGGGCCCGGUCUUCCCAGAAAAGCCUCUUUUCAGCUUUGUCCGACAGGUUUACCACUGCUGUCAGGAAGGACUACACUGCAGAAGCGUCAAAGGGAUUCAAGGUCGCCUGAGAGCAGACACAGAUGUGGAGUUUCUCUUCACCAGGGAGAUUUUAUCAUUGACAGUUAUGAAGGCUGAGCUUCACCUCCAACUUUCCAACCCUCAGCAUCUGCACAUCCAGCUUGUGUUUCCAACAAUGGCAAAGCGCAACCUCGCUACAAGGUAUAGUUUGCGGUCACGGGGUAACAUGGUGGAGCUGAGAGUGGACCUGCUGUUCCUUUUCCAGAAUCUGCAGGAGGCGGCAGGAGGUGCCAGAGGCGGUCCCAACUUGGUGAACAUGCGGCAAGUGGUGCUCUCUUCCAGGGGGGGUCCACCAGGAGAGAGGCCUGCUCCUAAUGCUCUGCAGGACACCGAUGGGGACGGGUGGGAGGAUGGCGGUGCUGACACACUGCCUGCUAUGGAGCUGGGCUUGGUCCUGGGCUGCAGUCAAGCUGGACUGGGGGUGUCCUGUGCAACUGGUGGUGUUCACCUCUCACACACACCUUUCAUGGCACUGUACUACAGAUAAUGGCAAACAGACUGGACUGUGUUCUGCAUGGAAACAUUUUAUAAGAUUAAUUACCGUUUUAAGCUAAACUGACAUACAGCCGUCUCAAAACUCAAGAAAAUGAUGC